AUGCCCUCUCCAUGGAAGCGUGUUGACCUGCUGAACCUCUCGUCCACUUCCGCUGCUCUGGCGCGGCGACGGGCGGCUGCCGCUGCAGCAGCUACGACCCCAACCAGCACCCUAAAAGGCAUAUUUAGCUCUUCAGGGCAGGACGACAAUGAGAUCACCAGACGUAACGUGGCGGAAGUGAAGGAUUAUGCCAAGCCGGUCACGUCUGCCGCUUCAGUUUCCAGGAGCAGGAGAUGCAGUGACGCACCGCACUGUACGCACCGAUUAAGCAGCACCCCCAGCCUCACGGUGCAUCCAGCUUCUGCGGCGACCCGCGUCUCCAUCUCUCGGCUGCUCGGCGGAGCGUCGCUGACCUGGCAAGAAUCGCUGGCGUGUUUCGUGGAGUUGGUAGAAGGCAGCAGCAAGAGGGGUCCACAGGACAAGGAACAACCCCUUCAAGUACAGGAGGAUUGUGCUGUGCCGCUAGAGGCAAUCCUUUCCCUCUACGCGACGCUGAGGCGAAACGCAGCGGAGCAACAGCACACGAUGAAGUACGGCGAGGAGCUGAACACCACAUUAUCGAGCGCCGUUGAAGAAGAAGAUCAUCUUCGUGGUAAUGCGUUCCCGCAACUACCAGCAACAGAUGUGUCGAGUCGUAGACUCCGCUGCUCCUCUUCCCCUUCCUCUGCGAAUGACUUCUCCAGCGUGUCGUUGUUUGCCGACACACUACCGCUGCGUUUCCUGGCCUACGCCGCGCAGCACAACACUGCCCUCGCACCCCUUCACCGCGUUCUGUCCGCUGCAUUUCGCAGCAACGUAGGCGGCGCAUCGCCUCCACCUUCUCCAACUUUCCGACCCGGAUGCGAACGUCAGGAAGGUGGCCUCGGAGGUGUGUCACUAUCACGCGAGGUUGUAAACGACUUGACGCAGCUUCUGAGCGUUGCCACGGUGCUGCACGUGGGGCUGGGCGAAAUCCUGCAAGCAGCACCGGCCGCAUCCCCCACGAAAAGAACAGCAGAAGAAUCAUCAUCGCUUUCCGCGUCAGCGACAUCGUCAUCGUGGCAGCUUCCGCUGCGGUGGGCGGCUCUGCGGACGAUUCACAAUCUCGAGCGCUACGGCGGCGCUCGUGAGUACGUCGCUGCACUGUCGGAGAGCGUCGAGCGCAAUUUCGAGGCUUCCACGGGCAGCGGAGUGGCGGCACAAGCAGCCACCGGCAGCAACGCUCCCCCUUCACCUCUGCCGCGCAGCCAACGUGAAACGCACGGCCUGGACUCCGCAAGAGCGGGGCCGCACCGGACACGAAGUCAACCGACCGCCUCCCUUUCUCCAUCAUCGCCGCACCACCUCUCUGUCCUCGACGCUGCGGUGCAGAAGCAGGAGUCGGAGGUGCAGCAUGCGAGGGCGGUAGUGGAGGCCGCCGCCCGCCAGCAGCCGAAUUUCACUCUGCUGCUGCAGCCAUUGCAGGAGGCGUGGGAGGCGCACAACACGCGUCGGCUACCCGCGACAACAUCCACGCACAGGACCCCUCCUGCCGGCGGCACCGGUGCGAACGGUGACCUUUUUCCGAGCCAAACCGAGACUGUCACCAGCACACCCGGAGACGUCUGCGAGACGAUGGACGGCACCGUCCCUUCUUUCCCUUCUUCCUCUUCGUCGGUGCAAGCUUCUGCCGCUGCGGCGGAUGUGGCGCUGGCGAUGGUGCGCUCCCUUGCGCAAACAGACCUCUCCGCUGCACACGUUGACUGCAGCGGCGUACAGCAAGGCGACGCUGCGUGGAGGAGUGGCAGCACCAUGUCCACAGCAGAGCUUACCUGUUUGACGCUGGACGUCGUGCACUUUACGUGGACGGCCAUGAACGCCGCUCACGAGUGGGACCACGUGGAAAACAGUUCUCACACUUCCGGCUCUCCGUCGACAGAAGAACAGUUGGGAGUGGAGCGCAGCGCUGCGGCGAGGACAGCGGAAGGCGAGGCGCUGCUUCAGCUGGUGCGCACUGCUACGCGUUUUGCUUCGUACGCGGAUCUGUGCACCUGGCUGGAGCGUCUUCUUCCUCCGACGCCACCGGCGGCAGCCCCUGCGGUGUCCCUCGGCGUACGGGAUUACCUCGUUACCGCCAACGGUAACGUGUCGCUGCCUCAGCGGGCGGCACUCCUUUGUCUUCUCACGCGCGUCGUGCGACGGGCGCCGUCGUGGUCGGCGGUGUGCACCGUGCUGCCGGCAAUGUGGCGCCGCAUUCCAACAGCUGCGCCGGCACCGGCGUCGCUUCGUGUCCCGAACGCGUCGCUGCGGCUGCGACACACAGACGAGGAGGCGGCGGCAUGUGGAUCGGGGUACGCCUCCUGCCCAUCUCUGUUGAGUGCGUUCUUUGAGUCUCCGCACGCGCCGACUCGUCGGCCGCACACACGCGAUGAACUGGCGAUGUGGUGUAAGGCUAUUUGCGGCGCGAGUGGUAUCACGGGCACCGAUAAGACAGCAUAUAAGGAAUCAGUCAUCCGGCCAGCGUCAGCGAAAGUAACGCAUGACGCUUCGCCAGGAACAAAUGAAGGGCAGCUGAGUGCAGCAGAGUGGUCGCGGCUGCUGUACGGGUCUGCGCCACCCACAAUUGCCGACGUUUCUGUGUGUCCGUUGGCACUGUGGCACUCCUCCGUCACCGCCGCUGCCACCGCAUUUGUCGGACAGUGGCUGCAUCCGGCCGCUGCGCAUGACACGGCGCUCGAUUGCCUCGCGACGUGCCAUGUCGCGUGUGCCAAAUCCUGGGCGACUCCUCCUUCGUUUUGUACCCCGGCUUCGUCUGACACCACAGGUGAGAACUCCCCUGACAACCGCAGCGGUGCCGCCUGGAGGGCAGAGGCCGUUGCCCAGUUAGCACACCAACACCGCGCCUUCUCGUUGACGUUUCUCACACGCGAAGAGACGUUUGACUGGUUCAAUUUGGUGUUGUGUCGCACGGAGCGCGGCGUUGCCCGCCAGCUGGUGCUCGCAGCGGCGAUGGAGGCGCGGUGGUGCAGUGCCGGGGCCGCCGCGCCGUUGCCUCCGCCUACCUACCGCGCAACCGCACCCUCCACCUCGCCGGCCACCACCGCGUCUGCUGAGAUGAUUCAGAAAGACGUCGAGGACGCACAUGAUGUCGUACGGCUCUCGUCAUCGUCGUUUUCUUGUACCGCGGACGCAGAUGCAGCAGUGGCGGAUCUAACGCGAGUUUUUCUGCGAUGGGUCACCGCACGCGAGACCGCUUCCACCGCCACUGAUGCGGACCGCAGCGACGCCGCUGCCGUUUCCCUGUUGACCGGCACAUCGUUCAGGCGUGAAGGAAAUGGCCGCUUGGGGGACGUGGGACUUCUUUUCGCGGACGUCGCCGCAGCGCUCAGUCCCUCCUUCAUUUCUACGGAGUUCAACUCGUCGGUGCUGGCCUUGUCGCCGUCGAAGCCGUCGACGGCGGUCGCGUUGCUUUUGGAAGUCGUGCGGAGCGCCGUGACGGAGACGGGGUUGCUGUGGGAGCGACAAAUGGGCCAGCCUUCCUCCCACGUGAAGGAUGACACACACGCGGUCCCACUGCCGCUGCAGUUUUUCAACGCGGCGGUGGAGUCGGUGGGGCAGCGGCCGUCUGCAUCCGUCGAUCGCGGUGGGUCUGAGGAGGAGGCGUCAUUGCACGAUCGGGAGCUUCAACUUGCACGACUGCGUAGCUGGCUGCAGUUCCUGUGCACCUGUCCCCCGCUGCUCUUGGCGGAUAAGGUGUACGUGGUGGUGUGGCUGUACACACUCAUGCGACAGGUGGAGGAGAUGCAUCAGCGGCUUCACGAGAGUGCCGGUGGGGCACCAACUCCGCUGGUACCUGAAACGCAGUCGAGGCUUGGCGAAGGCAUGCACACGCACUCCAGCAGCAGCAACUCCCUGACACACAGGGCAGGUCUAGUGGAGAGAUCGAGUCAACAGGGAGGUGGACAGGCGUGGUCGCAGCAGGAGGAAGCGGAGACCGUACGCCUUGCUGCUGCGUCGCUGAGCAGGCAGCUCUGGUCAACCCUGCCCCCGUCCUCUUUAGUUCCACCGAUGCUGCUGAACUGGCUGCUCACGCGCGGCGGCUUGCCCACCUGGGGUGAUGCCGUGAGGUUUCUGCGUGCGUCGGCAGCAACGGCCACCGUGCGACCGCCGCCCGAAACAAAGAAGGUUUUCGAUGGGGCAGGAGAAGGCGAUCAUGACGACCAAGCUAAAGUUGAUGACCAGCGCCGGUAUUUGUUUUUGGUACUGCCGCUGGAUCGGGUAGUGUCGAUGGCGCACGCGAUGCGGGUACUGCGGACUCUUCAGGCCGUCGAGGAGCGCUGCCACGACGCCGCACGCAAACGCACGCGAGAUGCGCUGCCGCUGUCAACCCGCGAAAGCAGCCCGUCGAGUGGGAACGGCGGCGAUAACACCGUGGUAGGGGAAGCGAGCGUACACCGCUCCCAGACGCGGCAAACGGAAAAAGGAUCCUCGCGCCAAGCCGCCUCCUCCGCGGCCACGAUAGACUUACGCGACGACGUCGCUGUCACCGUGUCCUCCACGGGAGCGAACGGCACGGCGAUUGAUCUGCUGGUACGGCACUACUACUACCCCGAGAUUGAACGGGUGCUGCUGCGUGAGUGGUACAGUCGCGCCUUGGCGGCGGUGCUGCGCUUCCUGGUGGCGCAUCCCGAGCACACGUUUCUUACCUCCGUUGCUGACGCGCCAGACCACGCCGCGCUCGCCGUGCGUGCGUGGCUCGAAAGCGGGAACGCACACGACGAGCAGGGCAGUACGACAGAUCGUGAAGGAGUGCGGGCUUCGUUUGCCGAGCGGCUCCACGCACCCGAUCUUUCGAGUGUGGGUGCGAGUGUGACGUCGCUUCACGAAUGGCAGGAGUGGAUUGGCCUCUCCCAUCAAAAGAAAACAAUCGGAAUAAAUGCGGUGGCGGCCCUUACAGAGCCAGGAACGGUGCCGUUGCCGCCCGCCUCCCAGUCGAGGGCCGCAGAUGAGCACGAAGCCGCUCCCCGUCGAAGCGCGACAGAGUCGUACACUGGCGCUGCGUUGACGAUUGAAAAACAACGCGACAGCGAAGAGCUACAUCAACCGAAUUCCACCGUCGCGCCAACGCACACCUUACGCAUCCCGCUGCACUUUGUCGGCACCUUCAUCCUCCAAGAGUGUCGCAUCGGUGCUCCGGUGAGCACCUCCUUUGCAGAAGCGUCAGCGAGACAAGCUGCCAUGACAGGUCGAGCUAAGCUCUCUUCUCAGGAUUCGAACGCCAAUGCGGUGCAAAGGACCUCGUCACCGAGAAGCCAGGAAGCCCCACAACGGGCCACGACGAAGCCAUCGUACGGAAAGCGCGGCCGUCUGCGAACACUGCCCUCGCUGGAUUCGCUGCUGCAGGACACCGAGUGCUGCCCCGCCGUGGGCCAUGACCGUCUGAACACGUUAGAGGACGCUGCGGCAAGGGCAGCAGUUUCACCUGACGCACGCCGCACCCGUCCAGUCCAUCCCGAGCUGCUCGAGUUAUUUACGCGAGUGCUGCAAAUUAAGAAGGCAGAGGCAAGGGGCGUCGACAGCACAGCUGCCGCACGCGAAGAAACAGUAGAGGAUGUCGUGGGCCAGGUCCUCGCUCACCGUGCGAUCGCAUCUCGGUAG
Messenger RNA from Leptomonas pyrrhocoris, 5616 nucleotides. RefSeq lists its product as hypothetical. The record is from RefSeq and is a predicted model, not a curated record. Bases 1 to 5616 code for a protein of 1871 amino acids. Lineage: Eukaryota; Euglenozoa; Kinetoplastea; Trypanosomatida; Trypanosomatidae. The transcript has a single exon.